Pteropus alecto (black flying fox) is the source of this 3252-nucleotide messenger RNA. It is a transcript of the gene SNX6, whose product is annotated as sorting nexin 6. Gene Ontology annotation, biological process: intracellular protein transport. Bases 1 to 1581 code for a protein of 526 amino acids. The record is from RefSeq and is a predicted model, not a curated record. Gene Ontology annotation, cellular component: endosome. The transcript is spliced from 17 exons. Gene Ontology annotation, molecular function: phosphatidylinositol binding; dynactin binding. NCBI's taxonomy places the organism in Eukaryota, Metazoa, Chordata, Mammalia, Chiroptera, Pteropodidae.
AUGAACCAAGAAUGCAGGAGACCUUCAGAUGCUAAAAAAGGCAAGGACAUGGACUCCCCUCUGGAGUCUCCAGAAGGAACCAGCCCUGCUAACACCCUGACUAAUGGCCUCUGGAAGUUUUAUGUCUUGUGUCUCUACUGCAGUUCUGUGAGGAACGAGAUCAUCAAAUCGUCAAUAUCGAAAUUACCAGUUACUGCUAAUUCCUUUUCAUCAUUCACAAAAUAUAGCUUGAGACCUUUGCUCAAAAAGGAAGGCUUGGUUAUUAAUAAACAACUUGAUUAUUUCAAGGUUGGGUUCUCUACUCAUCCUCCGGCCUGUGGUGCGGUGCGCGCGUGCGCUGAUCCUCACCUCGGAGCAGCCAUGAUGGAAGGCCUGGACGACGGCCCCGACUUCCUCUCCGAGGAGGACCGCGGACUUAAAGCAAUAAAUGUUGAUCUUCAAAGUGAUGCUGCCCUGCAGGUGGACAUUUCUGAUGCUCUUAGUGAGAGGGAUAAAGUAAAAUUCACUGUUCACACAAAGAGUUCAUUGCCAAAUUUUAAACAAAACGAAUUUUCUGUUGUUCGACAACAUGAGGAAUUUAUUUGGCUUCAUGAUUCCUUCGUUGAAAAUGAAGACUAUGCGGGUUACAUUAUCCCACCAGCACCACCAAGACCUGAUUUUGAUGCUUCGAGAGAAAAACUACAGAAGCUUGGAGAAGGAGAAGGAUCCAUGACAAAGGAGGAAUUCACAAAGAUGAAACAGGAACUGGAAGCUGAAUAUUUGGCAAUAUUCAAGAAGACUGUUGCAAUGCAUGAAGUAUUCCUGUGUCGUGUGGCAGCACAUCCUAUUUUGAGGAGAGAUUUAAAUUUCCAUGUCUUCUUGGAAUAUAAUCAAGAUUUGAGUGUGCGAGGAAAAAAUAAAAAAGAGAAACUUGAAGAUUUCUUUAAAAACAUGGUUAAAUCAGCAGAUGGAGUAAUUGUUUCAGGAGUAAAGGAUGUAGAUGAUUUCUUUGAGCAUGAACGAACAUUCCUUUUAGAAUAUCAUAACCGAGUUAAGGAUGCAUCUGCUAAAUCUGAUAGGAUGACAAGAUCCCACAAAAGUGCCGCAGAUGAUUACAAUAGAAUUGGUUCUUCAUUAUAUGCUUUAGGAACUCAGGAUUCUACAGAUAUAUGCAAAUUUUUUCUCAAAGUUUCAGAACUGUUUGAUAAAACGAGAAAAAUAGAAGCACGAGUGUCUGCUGAUGAGGACCUCAAACUUUCUGACCUUUUAAAAUAUUACUUAAGAGAAUCUCAAGCUGCUAAGGAUCUCCUCUAUCGAAGAUCUAGGUCAUUAGUGGAUUAUGAAAAUGCUAAUAAAGCCCUGGAUAAAGCAAGAGCGAAAAAUAAAGAUGUUCUGCAGGCUGAAACAUCCCAACAAUUAUGUUGUCAGAAAUUUGAAAAAAUAUCUGAAUCUGCAAAACAAGAACUUAUAGAUUUUAAGACAAGAAGAGUUGCUGCAUUCAGAAAAAAUUUAGUGGAACUGGCAGAGUUAGAACUGAAGCAUGCAAAGGGUAACCUACAGUUGCUGCAGAACUGCCUGGCAGUGUUAAAUGGAGACACAUAAACCACACUCCACCUUCCGGUUAAAAAAGGGCUGCCUUCCUUCAGAUUUUAUUUUUCUCUUAAUGAUGUUAGGCAUUUACUGCUCACUGUAAACAAAAGAAACAGCUGACAAAGUGCAUCUUCUGUCCUUUUUUCUGAGAAACAUGAAGUGGUGCCGUCCACAGGUGCUGCCAGUCUGUGGUAAACGCUGCACUCCAGCACCUGCGUGCUGCUCCCCAGGGCAGUUGUCACUCAUCAUGCGCUCUUCCUCUUCAAAAGCCCAAAUUUCAGUCUUUUUCUUUUUUUUAAGUAGCCUCUAUAACUGUGUUUAUUUUAUGAAUAGUAUUCCUUACGGCUGCCAAUCUUAUUUACCUUUAAGUAAUUUCUGAAGUUUAACUCUUUCAAAAUGUAUUCUUCAAACGAGAUAAAGAUUGCCAUUGCCUUUUUUUUUAAUUUUAUUAAAAAAAAAAAUUGUAUACCACCUUAGUUCAUUCUUGUAUCCUGGUUAAAAAAAAAAGCAUCUUAAUCAGAUUUAUUUUUAAUAUUUCAUAGAAGUUUUGGGACAGACUUUAUGUAAUCUUUCUAAGUAUGAUUUCUGAAGAAAAGCAAAUGCAUUAGUAUGUUUGCCUUAAACUUGUAGACUAAACCGACUAUUGUCAAAUAAACAGUGAUAACAGUGAUGGUUUUUAACUCUGGUCAUUGUAUCACUCUAAAAUCUGGAGUAGCUAUAAUCUACUCCUAUAUAAUGUUAUACAGAGCAGGUCUUAGUUUUUCUUAUUUCCUUUAAGACGGCAUAUUGAACCAAAUUUGCCUAUCCCUUUACAAAAGAAUGAACUGCUUCUCUGUGCUUUUCAUACUUCAUGGAAGGUGGAAUCUGGCAGAGGCAAGUUAGAGACAGCUGUUUCUAAAAUACAGGAGCUGAGAAUAUGGUCUGUUAACGAUUUCCUGGAUUCUAUCCCUAGCUCAGCCAAUUAACCAUGUGACAUAUGUCAUUGAGCUACUUGGUAGUUAGGCCAGUGUGGAGAGAAGGAGGUCAGCUAAAGGGAACAGCACUUGAUGGGAGAAAAUUGCAAUAUUUGGAAUAAGGGUACAAAAAGGAUACUGUCAGUAGUUACAUUAUAAAUAUUGGCCUUUCUAAUGUGAAUGAACAUUGUGUCAUAGCUAGUUUAAAAUUAGAUUGAGUGGUUGGAUUUUUCCAAUGUCUUUUUCUAACUUCUAGAAUUUGGAAACUGCAGGCAUUUGGGUUGAUUAUCCUCAGAUGGGUUCCUAGUGUGUCCAUCUUCCCAAACCGUUCUGAAAAGUGCCUGUUCUAGGUCCCAUGGCUAGUCACGAAUAUUCCAGCCUUCCUCUGCAGCAUGUUCUCUUGCCUCACUGUUGUACUGGUUAAUGUUUCUCUAACUGAUGUUCCCUGAUGCCAUCUGAACUUUUGACUUUUUCUGUUGGCUAAGAGAUGUGUGUGUUUUGUCCUUCAUGUCACCCUCACUGGUGAAAAUAUGCCCAUGUGAUGCUCACCAGUGGGUGAACAUGGGAUGAAGCCCUAGCUUCUGGAUUCGAUGCAGACCCUUGUGGCCUCAGGCAGGUUCACUUAACCUCUCUCUGCCUCAGUUUCUCUACUAUAAAGGACAUACUGACCUACCUCACAGGGAUGUUGUGAGGAUUAAUAAAUGUUGGUACAGUGCUUUGGAAACGUGAA